GCUCAAAUACAUAUCUAACAAAGAAGGCCUGAAGACAAGUUCCAUCGCCCUCACUGCACUUGCAGGGUAUACUGAAUGUGACAUACGUGCAUGUUUGAACACUCUUCAGUUCCUCAAUAAGAAGAAGGAAAACCUCAAAGUGUUGGAGAUCAGUUCUCAAUUGGUUGGCCGAAAGGACACAUCAAAAAGUGUUUUCGACGUAUGGAAAGAGAUUUUUCAAAAGAGAAGAGUGAAGCAGGAAAGGAUAUCUGGUAAUGGCAGCAGCAGCAUGUCCAAUGAAUUUGAAUUUCUGCACAAUCUGAUAUCUAACCGUGGCGACUACGACUUAAUUUUAGAUGGGAUCCACGAAAAUAUUUUGCAGCUCCAUUAUCAUGAUCCACUUAUGCGAAAGACAGUCAAAUGCUUGCAUAAUCUUGGGGUUUCUGAUAUGAUUCACCAGUACAUUAUGCGCACGCAGCAGAUGUCUUUACAAGUUUAUCAGCCUUCUAUUGCAAUUGCUGUACAUGGUCUAAUAGCUCAAGUUGAAAGACCAAAUAUUGGAUGGCCCAAAUCUUUCCAAAGAUACCGAACAAGCUUGGUGGAAAGGAUAGAGAUAUUUCAUUCAUGGCACUACAAAAUAUCACCAUACAUCUCAAGGCAUCUGUCAACUAAGUCCUUUGUAGAAGACUUGAUUUCUCCAUUGUUACAUCUUUUGUCACCACCAACUCUAAGGCCGGUGGCAUUGCAUUUACUUUCAGAGAAAGAGAAGAAUGAUCUGGUCCAGUUAGUAAAUUUUAUGGUGUCGUAUGCUAUAACUUAUAAGAAUGUAAAAUCUAAUCCUUUACACAGUACACUGAGACAUGAAGUUGAUUUAGAUGCUUCGGCUCUUUCAUUUGAUCCCCCAAUAAGUGAUUUUAUAAACUUCCAGGGCUAUAAAUCUGGUCAUUUUGUGUUGGCUUCAGCUGUGAAGCAGGUCUUGGUGCAUGAGGUGGAAAAGCAAAAGAUUUUGCAAGGCAGCAUCAACAGAUCUGUGCACCCUCCUGAUGUAUGUAACAAGAAAAACCAGGCUAUGGCAGGGGGCAAAAUGGGCAGAACACCUUCCAGAUCUGAUAGUGCAACCACAUCUGCUGGGAAGAUGACAAACACAAAGAAUCCGUUAAUCCCGCAGCAUUGUGGAUUGACUACUACUUCUAAUACAUCAACUUCAGAUUGUAAUCGAACUUCCACAGCCAGUGUGAUACUAAAAUCCUCUGAAAAGAAAAAGAAGCGAUAUACCGACUCUUCUAGUUUCUUUGACAGGUUUAGAAAGGUGAACAGCAGAGGUUCUCAAAAUACUGAUGAUGCAAUGUCAAGGCCAACGACAAUGGAGAGAGAUUCACGUCCUUUACUGUUUAAAUUUAAUGAGGGUUUCACAAAUGCAGUUAAAAGGCCAAUUCGAAUUCGUGAAUUUCUUCUAUGAUGUAAAACAAGCCUUGUAAUCGUAUAAAGGUGAUGCUUGUAGUUAUCUAAGUUAUGUUUAUAUUCUCUUAAGCUUCCCUUAAGUUGUCACUAUCACAGUUGAUAUAUUCAC
Molecule: messenger RNA, 1549 nt
Organism: Ilex paraguariensis (yerba mate)
Lineage: Eukaryota; Viridiplantae; Streptophyta; Magnoliopsida; Aquifoliales; Aquifoliaceae
Source: the annotation of a GenBank genome assembly